AUGGAGGAAUUAACUGUAGCCACCCUACAAGAACUAAUGGCCAAGAAAGGACAAGACCCAGCAGGGCUGAAGAAACACAAGCUAAUUGCGGCUCUGGUGAACCUAGAUCAGGAUGGGUCACAAAGUUCUGCCAAUGACCCCCCCCCCCCCGGUCUCCCAGCACCCCAGAUGCCAUUCAAUGAGCUCUCCGAAUGGGUGAGAGAAUGACUCGUCUUUUAAAGGCCAAACCCAUAGAAGCAGCAGAACGAGAGCGAGCCAAGGAACUGCCCAUUUGCAGAGUCCAAGCUACAGCCAGUAUACCAGAUGAUAUGUGAUCCUGCAGAAGUUCUGGUUCCCACAGCAGCAUCAAGGUCACACACCAGUUCUUUAAGACCUUCAAUGAUGAAGGGGGGGACAUCGACGGGUUCCUACAGGUCUUCGAAAGGCAGUGCCAACUACACCAGGUAGAGCUCCACGAAUGGGCUCCCAUCCUAGUAGGAAAACUGACUGUCAGAGUGAAGCCGAAAUUACCCGGAGGUAAAGAAACGACUACUGGCACGGUUCACCCCAGACACGUACCGCAGUUUAUUUUCCAACACCGCGCAGGUUGUAAAGGACUGGGUAAGAGAUCAUGAACCCCACACCUUAGAGGCCGCUGCCCAACUUGGAGACUGAUUUCUGGAUACCCAGUGACCAACACACCUACACCCGGGAGCAUCACCAGCCUAUUCUCCCUAAACCAUUCCCUUGGUAACCCAGCCACUGUAACCAACUCCAGGACCCCCAGCCAGAACACCACCCCGUACAUUGCGGGUUUACUUUACCCAAAGGAGCUGCUUCCAUUGUAACCAACCUGGGCAUAUCAAGUGGAACUGUACGAUGCCCUGACCUCGAAAUACAACAACCACCAGAACUCGGUAAGCUACUACCUCAGGUCCUUUCCCCCCCGACAAGCCCACUGUGUAAGCAACCCCCGUGA
Messenger RNA from Pelobates cultripes (western spadefoot toad), 958 nucleotides. The record is from the annotation of a GenBank genome assembly. Lineage: Eukaryota; Metazoa; Chordata; Amphibia; Anura; Pelobatidae.